This is a messenger RNA of Myxocyprinus asiaticus (Chinese sucker), 4946 nucleotides long. Its product is annotated as leucine rich adaptor protein 1-like. Lineage: Eukaryota; Metazoa; Chordata; Actinopteri; Cypriniformes; Catostomidae. The transcript has 3 exons. The coding region runs from base 303 to 1253 and encodes 316 amino acids. Gene Ontology annotation, biological process: positive regulation of canonical NF-kappaB signal transduction; positive regulation of cytokine production. The record is from RefSeq and is a predicted model, not a curated record.
UUCAGUCCAUACUCAACCACAUCAGGAGGACGGACAUUUCAGUAUGAGCACAGCUCCUGUCCAGACCUGACUUCAUCUCCGAGCGUCUCAUCCAUUAUUAUUUACCCGAAUAUUGUCAUGCACAAUCGAGGAGUUAAAACUGCGCGUAGAUGGAAUACAUUUGGACGGUCGAAUCAUCAAAUAGACUCGUGUUAUGCUCAGGUGGUCUGUUUUUACCACUUAAGGAGAUGUUAUAUACCGCAUUUGGAAAAGAAGACUGCCGUAUGACUGUUUAGAAUAUUAAACAGGCCUUUUUGAAAAUCAUGGAGGAGAGCAAUACCAGUGAAUCAGUGCCAGAUUUAAAGGAUCUGGAGGUGAAAGUGGGGAGGAAGACGCCGGAGGGACUCCUGAAGUGGAUGAGAGAGGACCACAAGAUCAUUUCUCAUCAUCAUCAGACAGAGAGCAACGAGACAGAGAAGAAGGGCCUGGACGAGAAGAUCCGAAAACUUAAAUUGGAGAUGGCUCAUCUACGAGCAGUGGAUGUCAAGAUCUUGAACCAGUUGCUAGCCUUGCAUGAGGGAAUUGAGGCAGUCAAAUGGCUCCUGGAAGAUCGUGGCACGCUCACCAGCCGCUGCAGCAGUCUGACCAGCAGCCAGUACAGCUUAGGGGAUGGUCCCGACACCUCCUGGAGGGGCAGCUGGAGUAGCCUGCAAGAUCCCCAUGACAAGCUCGACAACAUUUCCAUCGGCAGCUACCUGGACACAUUAGCUGAUGACCUGGAUGAGUACUGCCCCUCCAGUGGGACUGAUUCUAUUCUCUGUGCUGCCCCUAUGGGUACAGAGGGCUCCCGAGGUACUGGAGGAGGGAUAAGCAGUGCCACCGCAUCUGCAACCAGAUCUCCACAAGUCAAGACUGAGACUCCUAAGGAAGAAGCUCAGAUUUGGAGUAAAGCAGUUUCUGAGACAGGGCGACCUCAACCUUCGGUCAACUAUGACUCGAAUCAGGAACAGCCCUGCAAGACCAAUGGAAUCCCUGAUAAAGCAGUGAAGCAAAUGGUUGGCUCAGACUUAUCCAGGGCCUGUCUGACUGAGAAGCUAGGGACGAGUCUGAGCCCUAAAGUGAAAACACAUAAGAAUGGCAAAGUUGAGCUGGAGACCUGCAAAAUGAAUGGCAAAGUUGAGUUGGAGACCUUCAAAAUGAAUGGCAAGGUUCAACUAGAGUAUGACGCACACUGGCGCUGGGUGCAGUCACAGGAUGAUGUGACAUUUUUGUGAUAAUGUAUAUUAUUAUCAACCCAAAGGUGUUGAUCACCUGGUCUGGUUCUCUAGUCUCCACUGAGCUUUUGUUUGCAGACCUUGAUGUCAGAUUUCUUUGAGGCCAACUUCUCAAAAUAGAUCUUCUUAAAAUGUCAGAGGUUAAGAGCCAAAGUUUGGGUCAAAGUUUGAAUACCCUCAAUUAAACAUGGUGUUUAACAUGGUGUUUAUUAAGUAUUUUUUCCUCUCCUAGCUUAAUAUGCAGAGAUAACUAUAAGCAAUACAUCGGUUAAAGGUGCUGUAAGUGAUUUCAUUCAUUCUACUUCCAUGAGACUGAGCCGUUGAAUUAGCCAUGCCCCCUCUUUCCAAAACCCAGCACUCCAAAGAUAACAAAUGAGCUUUAAUGAGACCAACAUAGUGCAGAAACGGAUAUUUAAAACAACCGCAGCAAAAUAGCACCCUCAACAGACAACUGUUAUGAACAACAUGGCUUAAAAAAGGCAGUAAGCCUCAAUAAUUCGCUGCAAAUACAAUACUAUGAGAACGCGCAAAAUGAUUGACUGGUCGAAAACAUCAUUGUCCAUGGCCCGUGGACACAUUUUUAUUUGCUGUUUACAGAGUCUAGUGCUAUCACAGAGACAGGUGAGAUAUCUUACGACACUUAUUUCAUUAAUAUCUUUCAGGGAGUAGGAACAUUUUUUGCAUACUUUUCCAUUAAAAAAUAGCUUACAGCACCUUUAAUUCCCCCAGAAAAGUGUAAACAUUGUUGCUCUCUGGUGCUGUUGAAACAUUGCUUUGUUUAUUUGAGCAUCCCGACUAGCCCGACGCUGCAACAUUGCCUCUAGGGUGAGUUUGGGCCAGGUCUAUCCGUUGUCUGACCAGGUGUUUGAGAAACCUGUUUGUAAACAAAAAAAUUUUUUUGAAGUUCUGUUUGGUGACGCUUGGUGAUGUUUGGUGGCAAAGAAAUUACACAUUUCACCUUGAAUUAUAUUAUAGGUUAUGUAGGUGUUUAAGGAUGCAUGUGUCAAAUGUCGAUUUUAUAUGCAAAUCAUAAUCUUUUCUUAAGUGGCAUCUGUUUCCAGAAUUUCAGCACAACUAUUUAUUAACAAGAGUCAUCUUCUUCAGUUGUUUUAUUACUGUUUAAGUCAGUUACUUAUUUCUUUUAAAUUAUAUAAUUGCUCUAAGCUUACUCUCUAAGCUUAUGUUGUUGCUGUAUUCUAUUUUAAGGCCUGUCAGAGAGUUAAAACUCUAAAACAGUCCUCAGUAGCAAUCAGUCCUCAGAAAAAAGUUAAGAAGAUGACGAAUCAUGUAUUCUAGUGGGCUGUUCAGACCAAAUGUGUUCUUGCUUUAAAAAAUAAAAUAAAAUAAAAGCAGUAAAUGGAACAGAAUGCAGGUGCCUCGAGACAAAUUUGUAGAACUUUAAACAUUUUUAAAAGUUCUUUUAACUCUACACGGCAUCUUAAAACCUCAACAUUUAUGCACAAAACACAGCAAAAACAGUGAGUCGUGACACAACAGACGCAAUCACACAUUCUGUUUGAACAGCCCCUUAGUCUGUUAUUUGCACAUGUCUACAUAAUGCACCAGUGCUUACAACUGAAAAGAACAUAGAUCAUUUCCUUAAUAUUUCCAAGUGGACCAAAGUUUGUUUAGCUAACACAAUCCAAGAGGUUGAAACCACAGAGUUUUUACAAAAUCACAAUGAAUAGAUGUUUUUUAUGCUGUAGAUGACCAUUUUGUCUGACCUUUCUGGUGAUUACAAUAAUGGAAAAAUGAAGUGUAACAUUUGCUCUUAAUCAAACAGGAGGGAAUAUUUAAAUCAUACUCCAUUUUACUACCAAACUCUUAAAUCUCCCUAUAGUGCAUUCUUUUGAGUUAACCUUUUAAUGUCACAAAUUCAUUCUGAAUACCAAGCAUGUUCCCAUCUGUUACAAUGUGACCCUGUUACAAGAGGUAGUGUCCAGAAUCAGCAACGCCCUUGAGUUGCCUUUGACAAUUAAUUAUACGGGAUACAUUUAUUAGACAAAAAACCAACGCGUUUCGGCACACAAGCCUUCAUCAGGGUUUACUAACAAUUUUUAUUUGUCUUCUCCAUGCACCAGACUGAUUACUCAACAAUUAAUUACACAAUCAGAAUGUAAUUUUUUUCUCUAUAUCUAAAAUGUUUAUUUGAAAACUGCUUGUACUAUUUGUCUGUCAGAAUGAUUAUGUAAUCUAUGAGUAAAAUGCUGUAAUUUAAAUCUUUUAAUCAGGUAAACUGGGUGUUAGUUUUAGAGCAUCAACUUUGGGUCAAUUUUUGGAGCACCGAUUUUGGAGUACCUGUUUUUACUAGUUCUGUUGAUUGCCGAUGACAGAAACUUUGUGAACGAGAAUGUCAAAUAUUGUUAAUUUUACUGCACAGUUUCAAGUAUUAAUGUUCAAACAAUACAAAUCCAUGGAGACCAGUGGUUAUGCUGUUGCCUUUGCAGUGGCAGGAUGCCAUUUCCAUGCAAUGAGGAGAUUUAGCUUUAGCACUUAAAGUGCAGUUGUAAUUUAAAGUUGCUCAGAAAUGGCUAACUCCUACCAAUUAAUAAAAUUCUAUAUGUGGUGUAAAUGUUUGGCUUGUCAUGGUGUUAGCACUGGAUAUAAUCCUGCAUUGCCUGUUUUGUAUGCAAAGAGAACUGCAUUGUUAUGUAAUAUAUGUUUUGUCUAAUUGAGCUUAGCUACAGUAUUCACUAAUAUAACAUUUAGUGUUAUGUAAUAAAACAUGGUACUUGACAAAAUGUUGGAUUUUAAUUCUAAACGUGAAACUUAUGUAUUCAGUUUGUAUUUAGUAAUGUGUGCAGUAUUUAUGCAUUCAUUGUUGUUUUGUUUUCUGCAGAACAAGAGGACAGUAUUAUAACUACAGUAAGAUCAGAUCAGGCCCUCUCUUCCUCUCACAAACACCCACUCGUAGUUAAUAAUGUCUGUGCUUCUUGGAAAAGGGUUUCCAUGACUACUGAAUAUAUAUAUGUAACUUGUGUGUUGCUCAGCUGUUUGGUCAGAGUCCAAUAGAGAAAUAUAGACUGUCCAAUUCCCAGGGGCUACAGUAAACUGGAUUAUGGCAGGAAUAGGGGAAGAUAUUGUGACAUGUGAGGGUAAUCAAGGAGGACUGAAAUUAAAUAUUGGAUGAAGAGGGAUGAAAUAAAAGAUAUAGAUGCAAAGAAGAAUGAUCUUAUAAUAUUGGCUGUUUUACAAAUACCCGUUAGACAUUACACAAAAAUAAACACUUCUAAAUAAGUAAGUAGUAAAGCUUGAAUGUGAUCAAAUGAGAUUCAUUUGAGAUUAUGGCAUCUUCCUGAAAAAAUAUUGUAUGGGAGUAAAAAAAAAAAAAACACUGUAUAAGAUGCCAGAAUGAAAACACAAACCACUUUUUUGGGAUAUAUAUUCCUCUGAAUAAAAAUAAUCAAUAAAAUAAAUAAAAAAUUUAUUCAGCGAGUAACUGCUUGGGCGACAACAGUAAAAGCAUGAAACUAUAACGAAACAAACUGAAGUUCCACUCCAGAAAUAUGGGUCUUUAAACCCUUAAAAAUAAUCAUCAUUUCUUGUGCAUUUUGCAGAUCGCUACACGCAUUUGUCGAUUGAAACAAAUCUAGUGUCAAGAUGUGCACACAAAUCUACAAAUAGGUGGACUCCACCCAUCGUCUACUCAAGCCGGACUGGACUCACAUUUUAUACUUCUUAAUAACACACUGG